AUGUAUUCGCCUUGGACUACGUCAAUGCCUUGUUUAUUCUCUAAUUUACAAACGAAUUUGACGUAUAACAACAGUACUGACUCGGGUGCAUCGAUUCGUCCAUUGAAUCAUUUUCCAACUGAACACAAGGAAGUUCCAGCGAAUUACUUCGAGCCAUUACCUUUUUUUGAAACAAAUUAUCAAAGCAAGUACAAAACUCAACCACAAUUAUCUCAAAAACACACAAUGAUCAAACAAAUGAUCGCUCGAAAAGACAAACAACUGUCAACAUUUCAACGUUCGAAUCAUCUUUCAGCAGCUAAUUCAUACGGACGAAAACGACAAAUAUGUACUUUUUGCAAAUCAAAUGGUGAAUCUGCAAGUGUUUACACAUCACAUGUUUUACGCAAUGCUCAUCGGGAAAUUCAAUGUCCAGUACUUCUUGCUUAUGUAUGUCCAAAAUGCGGUGCAACAGGUAAAUCAGCUCAUACAAUCAAAUAUUGCACAGCGUUAUCUGAAAAUGAGCGUGUUGCUUUGCCAACAGUCAAAAAUUUUAAAGAAGGUCGAUCGUCGUCAGGCAAGAAGAAUCUAUUUAAGAAAUAA
This is a messenger RNA of Adineta ricciae, 582 nucleotides long. NCBI's taxonomy places the organism in Eukaryota, Metazoa, Rotifera, Eurotatoria, Adinetida, Adinetidae. The record is from the annotation of a GenBank genome assembly.